Molecule: messenger RNA, 2466 nt
Organism: Fusarium pseudograminearum CS3096
Lineage: Eukaryota; Fungi; Ascomycota; Sordariomycetes; Hypocreales; Nectriaceae
Exons: 2
Coding region: 1-2466 (821 amino acids)
Source: RefSeq, a predicted model, not a curated record
AUGACACAGUCACAGAGAAAGACACAAGCAAGGAUAGCCCCAUUCACUCAACAGAGUUGGCUAGUUACGCACAACGCUAAAAAGAUGGGAGGGAGCUUCUCUUCCCCCAAGAGCCAUGAUGAUGGUGCUCCUCCGCCACAGAAGCGUCCGCGCUUGGAAACUUCUGCCAAACCGCUUGAUGACUCUUCACCCUCAGAGUCAGAAAAUCGCUCGCACCUCCGUGUUGAGAUUCACAAGAUUUUUCAUAAAGACUCAAAGAAAGCUCGACCUCUUCAGGAAACUCCUCCAACUGACGCCAUCAUCAAAACAAAGGGUAAAUGUCAGAUCACCGUUUCCGAUGUGAGCGGCGGCUUUACCAAUAUUCUCUAUCGCUUCAGCCAGAGCUGCGACGUACUAUCCUACGAAAACCCCACCGGUCCUCACCGGAUUAUUUUCAUCAAGCCGCCAAAGCCGUUUCUUGUUCCUGAAGAAACCAUUCUAGUAAAUAGGCAAGAUGAGGCAUCUCACGACUACUCGCCCUCUUACAAACUCGAUGUUGAGCUGAGUUCACUCAAUGAUGGCAGUUGGCCGCCACUGAACGGUCAAGAACUUGGACUUUCCGCAACUCAGCCAUCACCAUUGACUGAUGCUGGGAAGCAAACAUGGGUGCUGCACAGCGAAUUUGAUCAGGUCUUCGCUAGACGCAAGAAUCCCGUUAGGCUCACAACCGGGUUUCACCCACAACGACCGGAGUGCCCUACCGAUUAUGUCAUGGAUGUAGAUCUGCGCUGGACCACUGGUUUUCGGCCCAUCGACGAAACCGCCAAAAAUUGCAUUACUGCCCUGGAUCCGGACGUGGAGGAUAUUUACACCAAUGGACACCUCGAGCCCAUUCUCGAUGAACAACUAAACGGCAUCAGCCCUGUUGAUACCGAGGACGACGCCAACGUUCUCAGUGAUACGAGUCCGGUGAACGGAACCAACGGCAUUAACGGUAUCAAAGACGCAGGCAAUGCUCAUGAUCAUGAUAUGAAUGGUGUGGACGGUAUGGACGGCAUCAAAGAUGCUGUGCCCGAGCCUGAGGGUCUAAAUGGCACUCAUGACACGAACGGCGUGAACGGCGUGAACGGGCAUGAGCAUAUUAGUGAGGAAGACAUGUCGCAUGAUCUUUCACAUGACAUGGACGAGGAAUUGGAAGGCGAUCAGACGCCGAACCGCCCACUUCGGAAAAGGGCCAACAAUAAGCAGUACAAUCUCAAGGUGUUGACUGACCAGGCGCAUGGCAAAGAAUCCAAACCUCGGUCGAAACCUGGUCAGAUUACGCAAGUUGAGGGUCGCGUUACGUAUUUGCCACCCGUUAACCCACCAGUACAUUUGGACUCAUGGCGAUGUCUAAACUGUGGUUGUUCGAACGAGUGUUUGGAUGUGCUGCGCGCUCACCUGAAGGACUACCACCCCAACUACGACUAUGCGCUAGAAGACGCAAGUGAAGGGCCGCUAUUCCGCGUUACUCGUAUUUCUGGUCCUGUUGAUUCACCCGCCAAGACGUUGCAGCUUGGCAGGCCGACAAAGUCAUUCAACUUAGAAGACUACAAUCGGGGUGACGAGUCGUGGAUAACUUCGCGUUUUGGUCCGGAUCACAGCGAGCCAGAUGUGUUGUCACCAUCAAAGCUGCCAACUGCAAAACAAGCGCUUGGCAAAUCUGCUAUCAAGCCUUUGCAGUCUUCAUCAACGGCACGACCAGCGGCCCCGCGGCCAAAGAAGAAGACAAUUAUCAUCCCAGACUCAUGUCAGCCUCUGUUCGACCCUAUCAGCAAAGCCCGCCUCAAACCUGGGGAAGAACUGCCGAAACCUGCUGUAGAUAGUUCCUGGUUAAUUCAGAAGCAUCGCGAAGAUAUAGGGGAAUUCUCGGAUGUCUCGGCAGAGGAGAAGGAGUAUAUUUGCAGGUGGGAUGCUUUUAUCCUGGAGCAAAACGUCACUUCUGGAGCAUACUUUAGACGGGCUUGGCUCCAGUUCGUCAAAGAUAACGCAGUAUGGCUAGCUAGUUCGGACCAUCGGAUGAGGGAGUUUGGCAAGCAUAUGUGUGUUUUAAUGGCUCGUGAUGUUCUAAACGACCAAGGCAUCGACAAUGCCGAGACACUGAUCGAGGAGGCAAGAGCUCAGUUGAAGUCCGGUGGUCUCGAUGAGCAGACGAACGAUACCAAGGCGGCUGACAACGCAUUGAAGCAAUCACCUCGCGCUUCACAAAUCACGAAAGGCGCGAAUGGGUGUACGAUAUGUAAACUCCCCGUUCUUGGCCCCUCUCUCCUGCGGGGUGUCCUCACCCUUGCCGGGUCGGAGUUCUCGGGCAGUUGCUCCCAAACCCUCAAAUAUGCGUCCCCUACGAAGCAAUACUGGCUUGCAAAGUGCAGAAUCCUCCGAUCUAAUGACUACGCAACGGAGGCUGAGGAGGAAAACUGCAAAAACAAGCAGUACGGAAUCUCUUAG